GAAAUAUUGAGGGAAAGUUGACUCAUCUAUGCACCACAUUGAAUAAUAAAAUUUAUUGAAAUUUUUCUAUGAGCUUACAUGUGCCCCUAACUACCUCUAGGUGGAAUAUUAUAUUAAUAAAACGCUGGCAUUAGAAGAAUUUGCAUCAUGAGGGGGAAAAUCGUGUUCCAUCCCGAUCUCUUUGGCAGCCUGUUUCCCUGACGGUAAAAUCACGGUGAUGGUGUGUACAUGUCGCGCGAGAGCAUUGAUUUCCAAUAAUGAAAGCGGUUCGCUGUUUUGGAAUGCUUGAAAAGACCGACUUCAUUUAAACCACUUCAGAUACUUGAAAUAGACCAGGAAGUCGGAUCAUAUGUAUUGAAGCGUAAACAACAGAGGAAUGGAAGGAGUUUUACUGUCACGUGAGAUGUAUUAAGGACUCUCAGCCAUGACACAAACAACUGGAGGCUCAUCUGCAUCACGCAUAAGCGAGGCAUUCAGCUUUCUUAAAGAAUACCAGGUUGGCUUAACAUUUGAAGAAAGCAAACCGGAAGCCAUCCACAAUGGCAGCCCCAAUGGUCAGGUCAAUGGUGAAAAGGGGGAGUUCACCAUUGUUACCUAUGUAGAGAAUACAGACAACUUAGACAGACAUUCAAGCAAAACCAAAGAUCCAGAAAAUCGGAAUAUCGACUAUAGGAAUGCUUCAGGAAAUGGCUCUGAUGAACAAAGUGAUUUCCAAUUUCCUGUCUCUUGUGUUAAAUAUAAGGAUAAUGCAUCUAAAAUGAUCUCAAGUCGAGACUCAAAUCAGAGUGGAAAAGCAACUUUAAAAGAUGAAACAAUUAAUGAAAGAACAAGUGCUAAAGUAAAUUCUAGCUGUAAUUGUGGUCAUUUGAACCAUUGCAUCUGCAAGGUAGACAACUCUGAUGAUGAAAAGGUUGUGAUGAGAAAAGAGAAAAACUCAAAAGUGGAAAACUGUGGAACUCAAAUUUCAGUAAGCAAGUAUUCUGAUUCACAAAGCAAUUCAUCUUCAACAUCCCAUUGUGUAAAAAAGGAAGGAGCCAGCCCAGGAAGGGGAAGUUAUCAGGCUGUGAGUGAUGCCUUCAAUUUCUUAAAGGAUUUGGAAGAUGGUAGACCUCCAGAGCAUCGUGAGAGUGGCAUACCACUGACAGGGGCCGAGGACAGACUUUUCAAAAAGCUGUCCGUAGUCAGUAAGCCUCAGGAAAACCAUACCCCAAAAGUGAGCGGCACAACAGAAAAUCAUGACAGCAUUAAUGGCAGUUCAACAGAUGAUGUAAACAAUUCAGAUGUCCCGACAAUCACACAGAACAAGGGCAGUCUUAGUCACCGGCGGAACGUUUCCAAUAAUUCUAUGGACAAUUCUGAAGAUUCCUCCGAUGAUGACACAGGUAUUUAUAAUGAGAGUUUUCGGAAGUCCGUUUGGUUGUGCAUGCCCAAUGGAAAAACACCCAGCCCUUUUCAGUCCUCCAGCAUCGCUGAAGAAUCAGAAGAAACUGAAACAGAUGAAGUGUUUGUUAGAGGCGUUGAUAAGCAAUUAUUUGAUAAAAUGCACAAACGAUCUGACUCUACGACAACUACUAGAUCAGAGAGUGAAUUCAAACAUGAAUAUCGCCUUCGACGUAAAUGUAUGGUGCAUCGCCAUGACAGUCAGCAGGAGUACCAUCGCAUGUCUGCAAAAUUCUAUGAACAUGAGAAAUUGGUUGUGGUUGUGAAAGAGGACCAGGAUACAGAUUUUGGGUUACAUAUAUUUGACAGCCAUCCUGCAUUUAUUACAGAAGUUGACAGUGGAAGUCCUGCUCAGAGAGCUGGUAUAAAGGCGGGUCAGAUGCUGCUCAGCAUCAACGGGGUAAAUGUCCUAGAAUCAAGUCACGAGGAGAUCAUCAAACUGGUGCAAAAAGACCCCAGCAUGGUCAAGUUAGAACUGGCCUCCAGUGAUGUCCAGCAGAUUCGAGAUCAGCAGACGCCAGUCAGGAGCGGAUACAUGAACAAACAAAGUAACUCCACCUUCGUCAAAAACUGGAGACGCAGAUACUUUGUACUGAGAUAUGACAACUGUCUCUACUACUACAAAGGGGAACAGGACCAGGAUCCUCUUGGAGCCAUUCCACUCCUUAAUUACCUGGUGUCAAAGCAUACAGACACCAGCAGGGAGCACUGCUUCAAGGCGGAAAAGUUUGGAGCACGCACCUAUUACUUCACAGCUGAUAAUAGAGAAGACAUGGUCAGCUGGAUAUCAGCAAUGAAUGAGGCAGCACAUAGAGCUAAAGAAAAGAAGGAUGCCUGGAUGGAUGUUACAGCCAGCAAUGUAGGUCUUCCUGCUCUCGAGAUUAAAAAGCCAGACUGCUCCGGGUACCUGUCUAAGUGCGGGCGCACUGUGAUAACAUGGAAGAAACAGUACUGUGUGUUGAAGGAUGCCUGUAUAUAUUUCUACAAAAAUAUCAACUCUUCUAGUGCUCAAGGCAUGGCCCAUCUCCAUGGAUACAGUGUGGACCCAAUGACGAGUACACUCAGAAAACAGGGCUUUGUCCUCCGACCCCCCGAGUCUCAAAUGAGGACGUUCAGUUUCAGUGCAGAGAAUGAAACGGAUAAAAUCAGGUGGAUGGAUGCCUUGGAGAAGUCAAUCCAACGAUGGAUAAAGGUGGACUAAAUCUGCUGGUCUCAUGCGAGCCGCUGUUAAAAUGUUUGACUACAUUGUAAUUUCAAGACAUUAUCAUGGGACAGUGUCGAACGACUUCAAAUGCCAUAACUUUCAGUUAUUAAGAUCUCUCUCAAUCAUAUGAAUAUAGGUGCACGUUGGCUCCAUACUCACAAUGAAUGGGUUCAUAUUAUUAAAUAAGUUUGUAAAAGUAUAUUCGGUAAUGGCCAGACCACUGAGAGUGUCAUUUCUGUUUUUGUUUCACCAUGUUCUCCUAAAGGGUAAUAUUCAACUGUUGAAAAAAGACAGUUUAUUAGGUAAACUGAGACAAUCGGGUGACCUAUUGCAUUCCAUGUUUAUCUGUCAUCCAGCAUCCAGUCAAACAGUUAAACAUUUUUAACUUCUCCAAUACCACAGGAUCAAUUUUCACCACAUUUUGUAUGUAUCAUCUAUUGGGAACAAUAAUUGCAAAUGUCAUGACCUUUGCUUCUCUGAUAGGUGGACCCAAACUCCCCCCCCCCCCCCCCCCCCCCAAAAGAUGUAAUCAUUAAAAAUUAUCUGUAUACUCCCUGCUAAUAGCGAGGUAACGGUCAAUUUGUGUGCAUGAUAAUAAUAGUAAUCAGCAAUGAUUUCUUAACCAGAAUUGUGAAAUGCAUGGUCACUAUUAGUCACUCUGGGGCUCUUAAGAGGAUCAUGUAAGUCUAAUUGAAAUUAAUGCAUUAGAUCUAUAAAACUUUUCUUCAUUGAACAACCAAUCAUUUUGCAUGUAGCAAAGGCCUCCGCUAAUGUUGUGCAAUACUAGACCUUAGGUAACUUCCUGGUGCUAGGGCAGCGUGGAACUGCAUUGCAUCUUGAAAAGUUUCGAGGCCUCUACAAAUCUUUGGAAAUUCAUGGCUCUUGGGUCAGGAUGGGGCUAAAUGGCGUAUAUACUGAAAAUGCUGAAUGAAUUCUUUCUCUUGAACAUGUAGUAUAUAAACCGAGUGCUUAGUAAUAUUAAUAGGCUACGAAAACGGAAAUUUAUGACCCCAGGUCAAGGUUCAGGCUUCAAGGAUAGGCUUAUAUUGCUGGAUAGUGAAAGUGAAGUAUUGCUUUGAAAAUCUUUUAUACCCCUCAGCAUCUAGCAGAAAAACUGGGUGAAGAGUUAUAUCCCUUGCUAACAGAGUGUGAGUGGGUUAUAGAAUUAACACGCCUCUCUGCCUGUCAGUCUUUUGUUUUACCAUCCCACAUUUGUGUUUGAGUAGGAAGUUAGUAAUGAGGGGCAUUGCAAACAUUUAUUCUAAGAUUGCUUAUGACUAUACAGUGUGUCAGGCACUGGUAAAAAAAACAUUUAAAGGCAUUUCUCUCAGCCAUAAUUUUGUAAUGGAGAGAUAUUAGAAUCCCAAAAUUUGUACAAAGAAGUUGCAUAUGUCCAGGUGAUGUGUUAUGACCUUAUGUAAAUGAGAUAGGUCAUUUGACCAACAUUUAGGUAACUAAUAAACUGAUACUUUUAACUAGUGCUCAGGUGACCAAUAAGACCUGUGAGCCUCUUGUUUUAAAGAAUUAUGGACCUUGAACUUAGCAAAUUCAGGGAUUUGAUAGUUUUCUGGACUUUUUGCUAUCUCUGAAAAUUUAUACAUGUACAUACCAAUGGGAUAUGGAUAAGUUUUACUUUGGGCUUUAUUGAUCUAUUUUUGAAAGUGUUAUGAACCUUGAACUUUAAUAGCAAAUAAUGUCAUAAAGCAAGACUAUUUUGUUAGGCUUGUCACCUGCAAUGCAGAUAUCCAAAUUUCCAUAUUUUUUACAUAUUUCGAAUGCAGAAAAAAUACAAGAAAAAAAUGGGUGAAACUAAGAAACUAUAAGGAAAAGAAGAAAAAAUCUAGAAAAUACCUUGAAAAAAUACAGAAAGUUGGACUUAGUCUAUUUUCAAUCAGAAAUGCAGUAGGCAUGAAGAACUUAGAAAAAAUGGGGUGCUCUGGACUAUAAUAUUGAGUGAUCUUAUAAAGAUAUACUAGUGUUACAGUAGUUUUUAUUUCAAGUCGAAAGAUCAAUGUUUUUAUCGAGAACAUGUAAACAACAUAUAUUUAUUACUUAUUAGACAUUGUUAUAUGUAAAUUUGAUAAUUGAUCAUAUGCAAGGAAAAUCUGUCUUGUUUUUCUGGCAAGUGAGGUAAUUAUUUGAUUGGAGCAUUAAUUUGCUUAGAGCCUAAAUCUGCAUUAUCGCAUGUUCCAAUCGACUGAUGUGCAUCUUAACUAACAGUUAUUUAUAUAUUGUAUUAUUAGAUUGAACUGUUUUGAACAUUUUUCAUAUGAAAAAUGGUAUAAACUAAAAAUCAGAUUUAAGAUCCCUUUACAUGUUGUUUUAUUGCUACAAUUGUUUUGCAUCACACUGCAUUGAUCAGAAUAUCAACAUAUUGUACAGUAAAACUUGGAAUUCCCAUCGACCUCAGUAAAUAAAAAUACUGAAUUUUACUGCAAGUGAAGAGAGUGUCUACCUCUGAUCUAAACAAGUAUAAUGUUGCUGGUUAUUCUUAUUUUAAAUUUUGUUAAGUUUAAAAAACGUGUUAAGUUUAAAAAAUAUGUUAUGUUCAAGUUGGUUGUUUUUGUACUUGUACAGUUUUUGAAGAUGCUGUGGACUUAUCAAAUGUAAUCACAUAUUAAUAUAUACAUGUCAUUGUAUAUUUUAGUUACAAAUGGCAAAUGAGACUGCACCUACAUGUUUUCGUGCAUGAAGUGAGAUAUUUAAAGCUUUAACUGUGGAGAUAUUACAUGAUCAGAAUAUUAAAAUGAUCGGACGAGUAAAUGUAGUUGCUUAUAUUCUGGUUUUUUUUAUUGAGCCCCAUUUUAGAUAUACAGUUGAACUUCAGUAUCUCAAACACCGAUAUCUUGGAUACCAUGGAUAUGUCAAAGUGGUUCAGAAGUCCCAACCACUUAUUCUUUAAGUAUUUUACCCUCAAUAUUUCGAAUCCUCGGAUAUCUUGAGGUUUUCUCUCGGUCCCAUUGAGUUCAAGAUAACGUUUGACUGUAGUUUGUUUAUCACUGGUUUGACUUGAGGUUUGGUAGAUAGAUGAGAUAUUCAAUUCGUUUUUGGGGCCAAACAUGUUCGUAGUCUUAUAAUAUUCAAUAAGCAAAUUUUUCAACACUAUCAGAACACAUGGUACUUCUGUGCACUAUUCAGGGAAACUUAAUUUUUGAAUCUGAUUUCCACUAGAGAAAUAGAAAUUAGUACUUUUGAGUUGGGAAUAGUUUUUCUGCGUCGAUCAAAAAGGGACAAAAUGAGGUCAAAGUUAUUCGAUAGUGUAUGUUUACAUGCACUCCAACCAAGCAUUCCAUUGUACAUCAUGUGUGUUAAAUGUGUGAAAAUUUGUCUUUGAAAUGUUUUAAUUUUACCAUCUUGAAUUGCUGUGUUGUAAACAUUGAUAAUUCACGGAGUGUUGCAUGUUAUUUGGUUGAUAUAUAUGAAAAAUAAAAUACUGCUUAAUUCUGAACAAA
Molecule: messenger RNA, 6096 nt
Organism: Ostrea edulis (European flat oyster)
Lineage: Eukaryota; Metazoa; Mollusca; Bivalvia; Ostreida; Ostreidae
Product: arf-GAP with Rho-GAP domain, ANK repeat and PH domain-containing protein 2-like
Exons: 12
Coding region: 425-2641 (738 amino acids)
Molecular function (GO): protein binding
Source: RefSeq, a predicted model, not a curated record